This is a messenger RNA of Xyrauchen texanus (razorback sucker), 1807 nucleotides long. RefSeq names its product carbonic anhydrase. The transcript is spliced from 7 exons. The coding region runs from base 129 to 911 and encodes 260 amino acids. Gene Ontology annotation, biological process: carbon dioxide transport. The record is from RefSeq and is a predicted model, not a curated record. Gene Ontology annotation, molecular function: zinc ion binding; carbonate dehydratase activity. Gene Ontology annotation, cellular component: cytoplasm. NCBI's taxonomy places the organism in Eukaryota, Metazoa, Chordata, Actinopteri, Cypriniformes, Catostomidae.
GCCCACUGGGUUGAGAUAGGUACAGUACCAUCAGAGGAAACCUAUAUAAAGGCUGACAUAGUUUGGAUAACUAGCAGUUACUGUUCCUCAGCAUCCAGGUCUUAGAAGAAGAAAAGACACAAAUAAACAUGUCUCAUUCUUGGGGAUAUGGACCACAUGAUGGGCCAGAAAAGUGGGGAGAAAGCUUUCCCAUUGCAAAUGGAUCCAGGCAGUCUCCCAUUGAUAUUGUACCCACCCAAGCACAACACGACCCUUCUUUGAAGCAUCUUAAACUGAAAUAUGACCCCGCCACUGCCAAGGGCAUUCUCAACAAUGGCCAUUCAUUCCAAGUGGAUUUCGCUGAUGACGAUGACAGCUCAACUCUGAGUGGUGGCCCCAUCACUGGGACAUACAGGCUGAGACAGUUCCAUUUCCACUGGGGAGCCAGUGAUGACAAGGGUUCAGAGCACACUAUUGCUGGAACAAAGUUCCCCUGUGAGCUUCAUCUUGUUCACUGGAACACCAAGUACCCAAACUUUGGUGAAGCUGCCAGUAAACCUGAUGGCCUUGCAGUGGUUGGAGUUUUUCUCAAGAUUGGUUCUGCCAAUCCAAGACUUCAGAAAGUUCUGGAUGCCCUUGAUGACAUCAAAUCUAAGGGCAGGCAGACUACAUUUGCCAACUUUGAUCCUAAGGCCAUGCUGCCUACCUCUCUGGAUUACUGGACUUAUGAUGGAUCUCUGACUACCCCCCCUUUACUGGAGAGUGUCACCUGGAUUGUUAUGAAAGAACCAAUCAGUGUCAGCCCUGCUCAGAUGGCUAAGUUCCGAAGCCUGUUGUUCACUUCUGAAGGAGAGACACCUUGCUGCAUGGUUGACAACUACAGACCCCCUCAACCUCUCAAGGGACGCAAAGUGCGUGCAUCCUUCAAGUAAAGAGUAGUAUCAGUGCCAGUACCCUCCCACAGGCCUGUGCUCUCAACAUAGAGCUUCUUUUCUGACUGCAUUUCAAAAACACUACCAGUGGAAUUGAUAUUGAAACAUCAUAGCAUUUGUUCUUGAUCCAAGUCCUUGGUUACAUACGCAGUAUUGAUAAGAUAAUGUGAAAUGGAAAACAAGGAAGUUGGUGUUCUAGAUUUAUAUUUGAAGUAUAACAGACAAAUUCACUGUCUUUGUUUUUAUUUCUUUUAUUAAAAAUACCCAUUUUAGUGAAAUAAAAAAACUAAAACAUAAGAAGUACCAGCUAAAAAAAUGCUUAAACACUCGGUGCUUUGUGUUACACAGGACAGCUGAAAAUGUGAUUUGCAAAUGAUACAAGCCCAGUUCUUCUAGAUAUUUUUAAUUCUUCAUAAACAGGUUAAUGAGACUAUUUUAACAGCUGUUGAUUGGUCAGGCACUGUCAUUUUUUUAAAAAUCUAAUUCUAAUCAUCACAAACUAGACAAAUUACUGGUGUCUAUACUUUGUGCUUUUAUAGAUAAAUCUUCUAGCUUUGUAGAUUAACAUUGUGCAGAGAAUAUGAUCCAUGUUCUUUAUUAGGAAAAAGCAUGAUGUGACAUUUUAGACUUCAUGGUUCUGUUUAGUUUUAUAGCAAUAUGCAAAUGUGUCAGUUGCAUGAAUGACUGAUCAGAUAUGUUGAAGCUUAGUUAAGAGUAAUUUAAAAGGAUUGGCUUUUUUUCUCUAAGAAUGUUGGACCAUGAUGUCUUGCUGUAGAUACAAUGACAUAUAUUUUUAAAAGCAAAAUUUAGGCCUAAAUGACAAAUAUUGGGAAUGAAUAAGAAUGUCUGCAAAUCAGUAAUGUGAUAGUAAUUUUAUCAGCAAUAAAGAAAUAUAU